GUGAUGAUGAUGUUAUUUACUAAUCAGAUUGAACCUAGGGUGAUGAUGAUGUUAUUUACUAAUCAGACUGAACCCAGGGUGAUGAUGAUGUUAUUUACUAAUCAGAUUGAACCUAGGGUGAUGAUGAUGUUAUUUACUAAUCAGACUGAACCUAGGGUGAUGAUGAUGUUAUUUACUAAUCAGACUGAACCUAGGGUGAUGAUGAUGUUAUUUACUAAUCAGACUGAACCUAGGGUGAUGAUGAUGUUAUUUACUAAUCAGAUUGAACCUAGGGUGAUGAUGAUGUUAUUUACUAAUCAGACUGAACCUAGGGUGAUGAUGAUGUUAUUUACUAAUCAGAUUGAACCUAGGGUGAUGAUGAUGUUAUUUACUAAUCAGACUGAACCUAGGGUGAUGAUGAUGUUAUUUACUAAUCAGAUUGAACCUAGGGUGAUGGUGAUGUUAUUUACUAAUCAGAUUAAACCUAGGGUGAUGGUGAUGUUAUUUACUAAUCAGAUUGAACCUAGGGUGAUGAUGAUGGUGAUGAUGAUGUUAUUUACUAAUCAGAUUGAACCUAGGGUGAUGAUGAUGUUAUUUACUAAUCAGAUUGCACCUAGGGUGAUGAUGAUGUUAUUUACUAAUCAGAUUGAACCUAGGGUGAUGAUGAUGUUAUUUACUAAUCAGAUUGAACCUAGGGUGAUGAUGAUGUUAUUUACUAAUCAGACUGAACCUAGGGUGAUGAUGUUAUUUACUAAUCAGAUUGAACCUAGGGUGAUGAUGAUGUUAUUUACUAAUCAGAUUGAACCUAGGGUGAUGAUGAUGUAA
Molecule: messenger RNA, 804 nt
Organism: Lottia gigantea (owl limpet)
Lineage: Eukaryota; Metazoa; Mollusca; Gastropoda; Lottiidae
Exons: 2
Source: RefSeq, a predicted model, not a curated record